Messenger RNA from Nasonia vitripennis (jewel wasp), 1756 nucleotides. RefSeq names its product odorant receptor 272 (gene Or272). Gene Ontology annotation, cellular component: plasma membrane. Gene Ontology annotation, molecular function: odorant binding; olfactory receptor activity. The record is from RefSeq and is a predicted model, not a curated record. NCBI's taxonomy places the organism in Eukaryota, Metazoa, Arthropoda, Insecta, Hymenoptera, Pteromalidae. The transcript has 9 exons. Gene Ontology annotation, biological process: detection of chemical stimulus involved in sensory perception of smell; sensory perception of smell. Bases 449 to 1651 code for a protein of 400 amino acids.
UUUUAUUUUUCACGAGUACAUUUUCAUUUUGAGAAUUAAAGUACAAAUCUUACUAAUUCGUCAAGUUUACCUCAUUUAUCUCACAAUACGCAUACAGGAGAAUCAUUUAGUUCUAAGUCGACACUAGCACUUUGAACAAAUUCACAUCACCAUGCUUCCAUUGUUAUUUUCUUAACAAGACCAUUCGGAGCUACUGUACGAUAUACAACUGUAUAGCUGAUAGGUGAAAACGCCUUUACGCACACAGGGCGUCGAACUGAUCGAAGGAGAGAGAUCGAGAACUAGAGAGGGAAUCAUACGAAUUGCUCGUACCGGCUGGCUCGUAAUAAGCAGGUUCAACUAUGAGUGCAGUAAAAUAUUAAUUGCCCCACCACAGCGUGCUAGAGCAUCAGAAACUUAUCGGCAGUGCUCGUGAGAGGACACGCAGAGAGCAGGUGAACAAUGAAAAAUGAAGAUGACAUCGAUCAAUCCUGAGGACUACUUCGGUUUAAACAUUAAAUUGAUGUCACUGUGCGGUUUGAGGUGCAGCAUGACGAAAACGAUCGGAACUUUUAUUAACAAAGUACCUACGUUCCUGGCGAAUUUAGUGGGAAUCAUUUAUUUGGUAUUCGAGGCCACUUUUGUUAUAGAGGCAGUGCGUUUACGUGACGUAGCAUUGAUCUCGCAAAUUUUAAGUCAAUUAGUCUCCAACAUUCAAUGUAUUACCAAGGGAUUCUUGUUUGCAGUGUCCAUAGAAAAAAUGCAAUCCAUACUCCAUGAGAUAAGGUUUUUGUGGCAAAGGUAUCAGCCCGAUGAGGAGAUACAAGAAUCGAUUUUAGACAAUGCGGAUCGAACCUUAAAUUUUUGUAAAUAUUACGUUACCGCUAAUUUUAGUUGCGUGUUAGCUUACGCGUUGCCACUCGUAUUGAACUUGUUCAUGCAAUAUCAAGCCCGUGAAUCAACUAAUCAUACUUACGAUCUUUCGCAAAUGAUACUGCUAGUAAAAUAUCCAUUUGAAGUGACUAAAGUUUCGAGAUUUAUUAUAUUGGUAUUGUUAGAAGAAUAUUUACUGGUUAUGAAUGUUAUUUUCUGGGUAAGCAGUGAUACGUUGUUUGCUCAAACAACCACUCACAUAUGUUUACAGUUCAAGGUAUUGAAACAAGAUAUAGAGAAAACAUUUAAUUAUGGAGGUCCAAAUAGUAAAGAAAUUUUAUUGAAGCUAGUACACAGACAUCGUGAACUUUUGAGGAUUUGUAUGCUGCUUGAAGAUGUUUUUAGCCCAAUUAUUUUUUUCACCGUUUUCCUGUCGUCUGUAAAUAUGUGCGUUAACGUCAUUGGUACUAGAGAGACGAUUUCUAAUCAGACCUAUUUUAAUACAGGAAUAUAUGCGACUAUAUUAACCAUGACGAUUUUUCAGAUCUUCUUUUUCUGUAUAUUUGCAGAAAAAAUAUCGGAGGAGACAACUUCUUUAGCCGACAUGGUAUAUAAUUUAAAUUGGACAGCGAAAGAUAACCAGCUUGGAUUUUAUAUAUAUUUUAUUAUAGUAAGGGCUCAAAGACCAUUUUAUUGUACAGCAUAUGGAUUUUUCCCUAUUGGACAUCAAAGACUUACAUCGAUCAUUAGAGCAUCGUUUUCAUAUUAUAUGAUGCUACAAACUACAGACAAAAAAUGAUGACUUACCCAUAAAAAAUUUGUUAUAUUUACGUUUUAGUUUGAUAGUAUUAUAAAUUGACCUUAUCUAUAUGCAAUAAAUUUUUCUGACAUUGCAGGUUGAAUA